Tachyglossus aculeatus (Australian echidna) is the source of this 1019-nucleotide messenger RNA. RefSeq names its product dimethylarginine dimethylaminohydrolase 2 (gene DDAH2). Gene Ontology annotation, molecular function: dimethylargininase activity; amino acid binding. Gene Ontology annotation, biological process: arginine metabolic process; positive regulation of nitric oxide biosynthetic process. Lineage: Eukaryota; Metazoa; Chordata; Mammalia; Monotremata; Tachyglossidae. The record is from RefSeq and is a predicted model, not a curated record.
CCCCCGCCGCCGCCGCCGCCGCCGCGCCCCCCGACCCUGGGAGGGGACACCUCGGUCAAGGGGGAGAAAGUCGGAAGAGAGGCGACACCCAAAGGAGACCGAAAGGGAGAAAGGAGGAGGGCCGGUGCCCGAAGGAGAGACGGAGAGACAGCCAGAGAAGGGGAGAUGGGCACCCCCGGGGAGGGGCUGGGCCGCUACUCGCAUGCCCUGAUCCGCGGGGUCCCGGCGGCCCUGGGGGAGGAGGGCGCCAGGGAAGGGCCCGUCCUGGACCUGGCAAAGGCGCAGCGGGAGCACGGGGUGUUGGGGGGGAAACUGAGGCAACGGUUGGGUCUGCAAUUGCUGGAGUUGCCUCCGGAGGAGGGUCUGCCCCUGUGUCCCCUGCUGGGGGACACCGCCAUCAUCCAAGGGGACACGGCCCUGCUGACCCGGCCCUGGAGCCCGGCCCGCCGGCUGGAGAUCGACGGCGUCCGCAAAGUCCUUCAGGACCUGGGGCUUCGGAUCAUGGAGGUUGGAGAUGAAAAUGCCACGUUAGACGGGACUGAUGUGCUGUUCACCGGCCGAGAGUUCUUUGUAGGACUUUCCAAGUGGACCAACCACCAAGGAGCGGAGAUUGUGGCUGAUACGUUCAGGGACUUUGCCGUCUCCACAGUGCCAGUCUCUGGCUCUGGCCAUCUGCGGGGGCUCUGCGGCAUGGGGGGGCCCCGGACGGUCGUUGCGGGCAGCAGUGAAGCCGCCCAGAGAGCCGUGAGGGCCAUGGCCUCACUGACGGAUCACCCCUACGCUUCCCUGACCCUUCCCGACGAUGCAGCUGCCGACUGCCUCUUCCUGCGGCCCGGCCCUGCCGGAGCCCCCCCCUUCCUGCUGCACCGUGGGGGUGGGGAUCUGCCCAACAGCCAGGAGGCCCUGCAGAAGCUCCCAGAUGUGACUCUGGUCCCCGUGUCCUGCACAGAGCUGGAGAAGGCCGGGGCGGGGCUCAGCUCCCUCUGCCUUGUCCUCAGCACCCGUCCCCACAGCUAAGC